UUCUCAGGUUUUGUAAAAUAUAUUUGUUCUUCUAAACCAUUCUGCUUACACCAGAAUCGGCUCUCACCUUACUACCAAUCUCCACCACCUUCCAACCUCCAAGAGCCGCCUUGAGAUUGAGGAAUACAAUCAGAAGCAUCGAAAAACGAUCAUCGCAGAGCGCUCUGCCUUUUCUCAAGACCAAAGGUUAAAAAAGGCAUGGAGAGUUAUGAUUUGCAUAAGUUAUCAAUCAUGACGCAGUGCAUAGACGGUGUUAAGCAUUUAUGCACCUCUGUUUUAGGGUGUUUUGAUCUCGAUUUGUAUAAACAAUCUGGUGGCGGACUUGGUGACCCUGAAUUGCUUUCGAGAGACACAGUUUUUAGUGUGAGUGAGAUAGAAGCUCUAUAUGAGCUGUUUAAAAAAAUCAGCAGUGCUGUGAUUGAUGAUGGGCUUAUAAACAAGGAGGAGUUUCAGUUGGCAUUGUUUAAGACAAAUAAGAAAGAGAGCUUGUUUGCUGAUCGAGUUUUUGAUUUGUUUGACACAAAGCACAAUGGAAUACUUGGGUUUGAGGAGUUUGCUCGAGCUCUCUCUGUAUUCCAUCCAAAUGCACCUAUAGAUGACAAAAUCCAAUUUUCAUUUCAGCUAUAUGAUCUUAAACAGCAAGGUUUCAUAGAACGGCAAGAGGUAUAUUCAAAUAGGUUUCAUAUUAAACUGCACUUUAUCAUCAUCCUCACCGCUGUUUUUGUCCAGGUGAAACAAAUGGUUGUGGCUACGCUUGCUGAAUCUGGAAUGAACCUGAAGGAUACUGUCAUUGAGGAUAUAAUUGACAAGACGUUUGAAGAAGCAGACACGAAACACGAUGGAAAGAUUGAUAAGGAAGAGUGGAGAAGCCUUGUUCUUAGACAUCCUAGCCUUCUCAAGAACAUGACUCUUCAAUAUCUCAAGGAUAUCACGACUACGUUUCCAAGCUUUGUGUUCCAUUCUCAGGUUGAAGAUACCUGAAGAUAAAAGAGCAAUCUGCAAAGACUUUACGGUUUUUUGUUCAUUACUUUCUUGUGAAGUUCAUUUGUUUCUCUGAACUCACUCAUUUAUUUUUCUCUUGCCGAACUUUGUUGUGAGGCAAAAUUCUUUUCGAUUUUGCAUCCAGGCCUAUUUGUAGAUACAACUGGUCCAUAUGAUAUGUAAAGUUUUGAAGUUGAUCGAUCUUUUACCCAAGUGGUUUGAUUCAA
This is a messenger RNA of Brassica napus (rape), 1208 nucleotides long. Its product is annotated as calcineurin B-like protein 2. The transcript is spliced from 9 exons. Gene Ontology annotation, molecular function: calcium ion binding; kinase binding. Bases 199 to 981 code for a protein of 260 amino acids. Gene Ontology annotation, biological process: calcium-mediated signaling. The record is from RefSeq and is a predicted model, not a curated record. NCBI's taxonomy places the organism in Eukaryota, Viridiplantae, Streptophyta, Magnoliopsida, Brassicales, Brassicaceae.